AUGUAUAAAACUCGUUGUGAGUUUGAACUUGAUUUAGCGAUAAAAUCGAAGCACAACCCAAAGAUCCUGUUCAAGUAUGUUAAUAGCAAACAAAAUGUUAGAACUACAGUAACAGCCUUAAAAGGAAUCAAUGGCGACACUAUCACAAAUCCAAUAGAAUUUACAAAUCGGCUGAACAAUCACUUUCAAUGUGUUUUCAACAAAAAUGAAGACGAUGAACUGCCAUAUUUUAUAAAACGAACUGAAGCCAUCUGCAAAUACUCGCAAAUAACGCAAGAUCAGGUUAAAAACAAGCUUAGCGAUUUAUCAGUGGACAAAACCGAUGGUUUGGAUGGUGUAAGCGCAUAUGUACUGAAAAACUAUUCUGACAGCUUCUCAGUACAUUUUAGCGCAAUUUUUCAGAUGUCGCUAGAUAGUGGGUGUUUUCCUGAAGUAUGGAAAAAAGCUAAUGUAACACCACUGUUUAAAAACAGAAGUAGACUCAACCAAGGCAAUUAUAUCCUUAACAUCAGUUGUAUGUAA
Molecule: messenger RNA, 522 nt
Organism: Hydra vulgaris (swiftwater hydra)
Lineage: Eukaryota; Metazoa; Cnidaria; Hydrozoa; Anthoathecata; Hydridae
Source: RefSeq, a predicted model, not a curated record